Messenger RNA from Fulmarus glacialis (Northern fulmar), 975 nucleotides. It is a transcript of the gene PRUNE1, whose product is annotated as prune exopolyphosphatase. The record is from RefSeq and is a predicted model, not a curated record. Gene Ontology annotation, cellular component: cytoplasm. The annotation marks the transcript as partial. Lineage: Eukaryota; Metazoa; Chordata; Aves; Procellariiformes; Procellariidae. Gene Ontology annotation, molecular function: exopolyphosphatase activity. The transcript has 8 exons.
AUGGUUCUGGAAGAUGCCAGGUUACCUCUGCUGAAGCCAAAUAACGCUUAUGUGAUUAAACCAUCAGAUAAAUCUGUUCGAGACUGUAUCCUGAGCAUUCACAUUACUCAGAAGAGCCAGUGGCUUUAUGUGAUGUACCUGUGUAUUGUGUGCAUAAGAGGUUUAGGUCUAUAUGAAAUCUUGGAAAGGUAUUUUGAUGGCUGUGUUCCAUAUAAGGCAAAGAGAACUAAGUUUCUUCCUUAUAUCCAGAUAGAGAACAGGAGCAAACGCCUGGAGAAAGUCCAUGUUGUACUUGGGAAUAAAGCCUGUGAUUUGGAUUCGCUCAUUUCUACUCUGGCCUAUGCCUACUUUCUAGACAAGGUCAGUCCUCCUGACGUUCUUUGCUUACCCGUGUUGAACAUACCAAGAAGAGAUUUUAGCUACUUCACAGAGACAAGAUUUAUAUUGGAGGAGCUGAAUAUCCCAGAGUCAUUCCAUAUCUUCCGAGAUGAAAUCAAUUUGCACCAGCUGAAUGCUGAAGGGAAAUUGUCUUUAACACUUGUAAACAGCAACAUGCUGACAAGCGAGGAUAAAAGUUUGGAAUCGGCUGUUGUCAAAGUCAUCAAUCCAGAUGAGCAAUGUGACGGCAGCCUGGAGUUACAAGCAUCUUCUUCCUCUUUAGUAGUAAAAGAGAUUCUUCAAGAGGCACCAGAGUUAAUCACUCAGCAACUGGCUUAUCUCCUCAGAGGAAGCAUUCUCUUCAACUGCAUGUCUUUGGAGGCUGACAGAAUUACAGAGCAGCAGGAGAAAGUACUGUCAAUCCUAGAGGAAAAGUUUCCAGAUCUUCCCCCCCGAGAGGAAAUUAUCUCGGUUCUCCAGGAGAGUCAGUUUAACCCACAAGGUGUAAGUAUUGAGGAGGUUAUGCUGAAGGAUCUCAAGGAGAUUUCAGAUGGAGAAAUCAAAGUAGCAAUUAGCACUGUGUACAUGACACUGGAG